Messenger RNA from Clupea harengus (Atlantic herring), 4864 nucleotides. It is a transcript of the gene xylt1, whose product is annotated as xylosyltransferase I. Gene Ontology annotation, cellular component: membrane. Gene Ontology annotation, biological process: heparan sulfate proteoglycan biosynthetic process; chondroitin sulfate proteoglycan biosynthetic process. Gene Ontology annotation, molecular function: protein xylosyltransferase activity. Lineage: Eukaryota; Metazoa; Chordata; Actinopteri; Clupeiformes; Clupeidae. The record is from RefSeq and is a predicted model, not a curated record.
CUCAUCUCAAGCCUCUGCCAACCAACCAACCAACCCCUCUCUCCCUCUCCGCGCUCCUUCCCAGUCGCUGAGCCACAAAGGCUACUGUCGGUAUUCGGCAGUGGCACCUCGCUGCUUCAGCGUGAAGAUGGUAGGCAGUUUGUGUGCCCGUAAGUUGGCUCGGCGAUCACGGUCUGCGUUAAUAGCGGCACUUACUGUGCUACUAAUCCAGACACUUAUCGUAUGGAACUUCAGUAGCCUGGACACGGGGGAAGACAGGGAAGACGAUGGCAACGGCAGAGAGAAGCGAGACCGAAUCGGUAUCAACAAAGCCUACAGCGAGUAUCCGAAAAGCGGCUUCCCGAGAAGACAUCAUCAGCCACCACUGGGAAAGGCACCCGUUCGGCAUAAGCAGCAACCGGAUGGCUAUCACUCCCAUCGGCCGAAGGAGAAAGUGCGGGUGGACAGCAACAACGAGAACUCCGUGCCCAAAGACUUCGAGACCAUCGACAACAGUAACUUCGGGGCGCGGGCACAGACGCAGAGCCAGCGGCACACUACAGGGGGCGCCGGCGGCGGGGCGGGCAGCAACAAACGCAAGCAGCUAAUGCUGGAGAGGGCGCACGCCCAACAGAGCCAGGCCAAGGGCUCCAACGAGGUCAUCCAGUACGGCCAGAAGUACGGCAUAACCGCCGCUGGCAAUGGCGGGCGCAACCACACCAGCGCGACUCACUACGCCACCGGAGGAGGCGCCGCUGCCGCCGGGCAACGCACAGCCAGGCCCGUUCCAGGACACACUCCGGCCCAGCCUCACCGGCACCACCGGCCCCAGGCCCAGGCGAGGCGCACGGUGGCGCCCCCGCUGGCCGAACUGCACUACGACCAGCCCCCCAAGUGCGAGAUCAGCGGCAAGGAGGCCAUCUCGGCGCUGUCGCGCGCCAAGACCAAAGAGUGCCGGCAGCAGAUCGCCGAGGUCUACUGUCGCCACAAGGAGGGCAAGCUCAUGCCCGAGAAGGUCACCCGCUUCUGCCCCAUUGAGGGCAAGGGCAACGUGAACGUGCAGUGGGAGGAGGAUUCGGUGGAGAGCGCCCCGGCUGUGCCAGUGAGGAUCGCCUUCAUGCUGGUGGUUCACGGGCGGGCCUCGCGGCAGAUCCAGCGUCUCUUCAAGGCCAUCUACCACACCUCACACUUCUACUACAUCCACGUGGACCAGCGCUCCAACUUCCUGCACAGAGAGAUGGUGGCGCUGGCCAGCCAGUUCCCCAACGUGCGCAUCACUACCUGGCGCAUGUCCACCAUCUGGGGCGGCGCCAGCCUGCUCACCAUGUACCUGCGGGCCAUGGCGGACCUGCUGGCCAUGAAGGACUGGCCCUGGGACUUCUUCAUCAACCUCAGCGCUGCCGAUUACCCCAUCAGGACCAAUGAUCAGCUGGUGGCCUUCCUGUCAAAGUACCGUGACAUGAACUUUAUCAAGUCCCAUGGAAGAGACAAUGCACGCUUCAUCAGAAAGCAGGGCCUGGACAGACUGUUCUUCGAGUGCGACACUCACAUGUGGCGCCUGGGUGACCGGAAGAUUCCGGAAGGCGUCUCAGUGGAUGGCGGCUCCGACUGGUUCCUGAUGAACCGCGUGUUCGUGGACUACGUCAUCAACACUCAGGACGACUUGGUCUCCAGCAUGAAGCGCUUCUACGCCUACACACUCCUACCUGCCGAGUCGUUCUUCCACACGGUGCUGGAGAACAGUCCCCACUGUGAGAACAUGGUGGACAACAACCUGCGCAUCACCAACUGGAACCGCAAGCUUGGCUGCAAGUGCCAGUACAAGCACAUCGUGGACUGGUGCGGCUGCUCCCCCAACGACUUCAAGCCCUCCGAUCUGCCACGCUUCCAGCAAACCACGCGGCCCACCUUCUUCGCCCGCAAGUUCGAGGCCAGCGUCAACCAGGAGAUCGUCAACCAGCUGGACGCCUUCCUGUUCGGGGGCCUCCCCCAGGGGACGCCGGGCAUGCGCGCCUACUGGGAGAACAUCUUCGACGAGCCCGACAGCGUGCGGAGCCUGACGGACACGCAGCUCACGUACUACCACGCUUUCGCCCGCAUGGGCCUGGCCCGCGCUACCAGCUCCCUGCAGGGCAGCCCCGGGGACAACAGCUGCAGGUACGUUGCCAUGGGGAGCCCAGUGUCUGUCCACCUGUACUUCCUUUCGGAUGAGUUUCAGGGUUACCUGGUACGGCACCACGGCACCAACCUGGCAACCAGCAAGCUGGAGACCCUGGAAACGUGGGUGAUGCCCAGGAAGUUCUUUAAGUUCUCCAACCCUCCCAACAGCUUCACUCGGCUCCAGUCGGCAGAGAUCGGAUCGGACUGGGAUGCUAAGGAGCGACUGUUCCGGAACUUUGGCAACCUGAUGGGGCCGUCGGAAGAGCCCGUGGGUAUGCAGCGCUGGGGGAAGGGGCCCAACAUCACGGCGACGGUCGUGUGGGUCGACCCCACCAACGUGAUCGCGGCCACCUACGACAUCCUGGUGGACGCGGGGUCAGAGUUCACGCACUACCGGCCGCCCCUGAACGGGCCGCUGCGGCCGGGCAUGUGGACCCUGCGUGUGCUGCACCACUGGAACCCCGUGGCCGAGACGCGCUUCCUCAUCGCACCGCUCACACACCACAAACACCAGCCCAUACGCAAGGAGGACGCCUUGAAGCUGCACAACGGGCCGGCCAAGAACAGCUACAUGGAGCAGAGCUUCCACGGUCUCAACCCCAUCCUCAACAUCCCGGUGCACCUGGGCCAGGUGGAGGCGGCGGAGCAGCACGCGGGCCUGACGGGGGCCGAGCUGGAGCGCUGGGCGGACGGGCUGGUGGCCGAGGUGUGGUCGGCCGUGGACGUGUGCAGCGCGGGCCCCAGCCCCAGCGGAUGCCCCGUGCUGCAGGCCUGCCGCGACACGCCCUGGAGCUCCCUCAGCCCCGACCCCAAGUCCCGCGUGGGGCCCACCGGGGCCAACGGCCGCGUCAGGUAGCAGCCGGGCGGACGUGACCACCUGGGUGACACGAGGCGAGACGGAGGCUCCGGUUCUGGGUUCUACUGCUACAGCUGCUUCUGCUGACGGUGUUCGUGUUUUGUUGGCGGCGUGGCUCCUUCACGGGGACGACUUCUCUCUUCUGACAUGUUUGGUUUAUUUUUUGUUUUUUUUUGUUGUCGUUGUGGUUGUUUUCGUUAUUAUUUAUUCAACUCUUCUCUUCUUCUCAACCAUUGCUUGUGCAAAAUGUAUGCACAGCCACCCCCCCCCCCCCAUCUCCCCCUCCCCUCAUGGAACGCUGUUAAUGUUAAUGACUCUUUAAGAGGGACAUAAAGAAACACAAAUACACACACACACACACACACACACACACAUACAGCAGCCAAUGUUUUUUGUGCUGUUAUUGCUGUAUGUCCAUGAGCUAAGUGCAUUCUGCUUCAGGCAGGCUGAAAGAGUGCUGUCGUCAGUUUUUUUUUAGUCCCUUUUUAAUUCCUCUCUUUUUUUAAUUUAUUGUAGUUUGAUUACUGAAGAAACUGUGAUUUGCUGAGCUGGUCUGGCGCUGACUGACGGGAGGUUUGAAAGCGAAAUAGAUAAAAAGAGAGUUCUUACAUAAUAAGCACAGAAAGGAACGUUUUUUCCACACUGGCAAUGUGACCAAAAUCCAGAAAACCCUGCACCAGAAAGCCUCUAUGCAUGUUUGAAAAGCAGCACACUGCGGCCAGUCACACAGUACAGAGAGAGCGCCGAGCGUACAGAAGACGCAUUGGUGCUCCGCUGCUGGGAGAAAUGCGCCAUAGUUCAACGUUGAUUCAGCGCUGCGGCGGCCUCCUGUUCGCCCGCGGGCUCUUCUCCUUCACGGUACAAAUCGAUGUGAGAUGAGCAGGGUGAGUGAAACAGAGAAGAGAGAGGAGGAAGAGGAGGAGGAGGAGGAGGAGAAGAGGAGGAGUGAGCUUCAGGAGAGAGCUUCAGCUCACUUGUGUUAGCGCUGUGGCGGCUGCCGUGUGGAAGUGAAGUGGAAUACUGCAGAGUAGGUUGUGGCACCCUUCUCACGGUGCGCUGCCUGGCGAACGUCACAGGCGGUUCUAGCAGUGCCACACCGCGCGGAAACGCUCUCCUCUCCGCUGUCUGCCGUUCGUCUGCAGGGCCGCUCAAACUUGAAAUGCUGCGUGUCAGCUGUGCUGCCACUCCUGAAGGGAAACCGUUUCAAGUUUUCUUUUCUCAGACAACUAUUAGUAUUUUUUUUUUUCUUUUUCUUUUUCUUUUUGCCCUUAAGUAGAAGUAUGGGUGUGUAGGAGUGAGGGUAGUGCGUUGGCUAUUUAUUCAUGUGUUUAUAAAUGAAAUAGCUACUCUUUAGUCAAUGACUAAUGUCUAUAUGCUGUUUUUGCAGCUCAUUCAAUACCUUUUGUAACCAAUCUGCCUUUAUUUAAAAAGGCCCUCACCCCCCCCCCUCCAACCUUGUAACUAUGAUGAAACACACAGAUCACAUGGAUCACAGUAGCUCCUUCAGUAGUGUUGUUGUUGUUUUGGACGCCGGUUGGUGUUCACAUGUACAUUUCAUUACCCUGUUUAAAGAACCAGUGGGGGGCCAACUGUUUGAUCUUUUUAAGACCGGCCGCUUGUGUCUGGUUGCGUUGCCUGUACUUGCCGACUGUGAGUCCUUGAGUGUGUGUGUGUGUGUGUGUGUGUGUGUGUGUGUGUGUGCACCUAUAAUUCUCCUGGCCUGGUGGCAACCGCGGUCUGGGUUCUCUGCUCGAAAAUGAUCCAGAGAAUCAGCUGGACUAGUGGUUUUUGCAAGCAAGCAGCUUUUUGUGUUCCUUUUCCAUGUCACCGAGUUGAACUGGAACAGUGCGGAGCAGGCCCCCCCCCCCC